Schistosoma turkestanicum is the source of this 2258-nucleotide messenger RNA. NCBI's taxonomy places the organism in Eukaryota, Metazoa, Platyhelminthes, Trematoda, Strigeidida, Schistosomatidae. The record is from the annotation of a GenBank genome assembly.
UUCAAAAUUAAACGCUACCAACCCUAAGUUUCGAAUAUCAGCAUGUCUUGAGCUUACUCUUGUGUUAUCUUUGAUUUUUAUUGAUCGCUUCACCUCUCAAAAGCUCUUCAAUGUACACUGAUAUGGCUGAUGAAAGGAGUAUCUCCCGUUUUGACCCUCGUGAUCGUCAUACAAGCCAAAGUAUAGAUGGUUCAGAUUUAAUAUCUGAACUAUCCAUCGUCCGUGCACAAAGGACAUCAAGUGAAUUUGCACUAUCGACCGCUCAAAUUAAACACGAGUCUAAAAUAAAAAGUUUAAAAACUGAAAAAGAGAUUAUUGAAUCAGAAAAGAAUAACUUAGCUAACGAACAUAAUUCUUUGAAAAGAAAAUAUCAGCUGUUAGAAUUUGAAAGAAGCCAUGAUCAAUCGAAAAUGAAAAGCUUUCAACGUAACCUUGAUGAACGUAUAAAUUCUAUACUUCAAUCAUCCAGUAGUUUGGGGUCUUCAUUGACUUUAGAAACUGAACGUUUAAGAGAUGAAGUAUUGCAUUAUGAAAAACAAUUUACUGAUUUACAAAGUGCUCAUUCUCAACUUCAAAUGAGAGUCAAAGAAUUAGAAGCUUUGUUAGAAUUACGUUCACAGCGUUUGAAAGAACUAGAAGCGUAUAUGGAAGAAAAAUCCACCGAAUUGAAAGAAUUAACAAAUUUAAAAUCAACUGUUUUUAAGUUAACAUCAGAGAAAGCAAUUUUGGAAGAACGUCUUCUUUUAGAAUCAAAUCGUACUAAAAUGCCCGAUGGUUAUGAUCGUUUUAUGAAAGGUGCUAGUUAUAUGGCAAAAUUAGAAAUGGAACAUGAUCGUUUAAAAGCUUCGUUUAAAACUCUUAGUCAAGAACGUGCAAAAUGGCUUAUCACUGAAGAGGAGAAUUCGGAAUUACGCAAUCAAGUGGAAAUUUUAAAAAAAUGGCGUGAACGAGCAUUGAUUGCUGAGAAUACAUUACUUGAAAAAGAAACACUGAUGAAUAAUAAUAGUUUAAUAACGAAAACUUGUUCACCUUCAUCAGAGAAUCGCUGUUCUUCUCCUUCUAUAUCAGCUCUUAGAAGAUUAGAACGUGAAAAUGAAGUUCUACUAGCGGAACAAGGCGAAAUCAAUACAAAAAAUAAAGAAUUAUUUACAAUUUUAAAAGAAACUCAAACGAAUGCAGCGCAUUUAAACAAUCAUUUACAGACUAUUACAUGCCAGUUGCAAGAUUUAAAACAAUUCCAUACAAGAUUUAGUCAAAUUGUUCCAUUGUUAACCAAGGAAAAUAAUUUAUGUCAAAAUUUAUUGCAUAGUUAUACAUUACAUGAAAAUGAUUUAUUUACUGUACCAUUGGAAUAUCAAAAAUCUAUGUCAAAUUUAAAUAAAUUUUUUAAUGAUUUCAAUGAAAUUUAUCAACAAUAUACAAUUUGUUUAAAUAAUUUAUUUAAAUUUACUGAAACAGUAAAUAAAACAAAUGAUUCUUGCACUGAUACAACAUCAUUAAAUUCUUCAAUGUAUGAAAGUGAUAGAGAGUUGGUGAAAAAAUUACGACAUCAAAUAACUGAAUUAGAAGAGAAUAUUGAAACAUUACAAACUAAAAAUGCAGAAUUAAUUGAACAAUUAGAAAUUUAUAAUACUCAGGGUAUGUGUAAUACAGAGACAACUAAAAUAUUAACAUAUAAAUAUCAUCCAGGCGAAAUGAUUAAACAGAAUUUAUCGAAUGAAAUUACUGAAUUACGUUUGUUAACUGAACGACAACGUCAACGUAUUCAAGUAUUAGAAGAACGUGUCAUUCAUUUAUCAGAGAAACAAAAUUGUCCUAAUCAAACAACAGAUAUCACAAUGGAUUUAGAUGUUACAAAUACUGUUGAAAAUCGUAUACGUUCUAAUCCUGAUCCAUUGACAGAACUUGCCGAAACGAAGGAACAACUUCGCGUUGAACGUUUACGUGCUGAUCGUUUGAUGGAAUUAUUUGAUAAGGCGAAAAUUAAAUAUCGUACAUCAUAUCGUGAUUUAUUAGGUUAUCGUAUUAAUAUACAAUCAUGUGGUGAUUGUCAAGUUUGUCCAGUAUUCACUGUUAAUAAUAAAGAAGAUUAUUUAUAUUUUAAAAAAGUUGACGGGAAAUUUGAAUUAGUCGAGAAUACAUUCACUAAAUCAUUACCUGAAGAAAUUCAUCAAUAUUUAAAUGUGAAUCAUUCAAUUCCAGGAUUUUUAGCUUCAAUCACAUUAUACUACUUACAACAGAAUACUUUGUUAAUAUGA